AUGAUCUCGAUGCGUAUCUUCUCGAAUUUGGCACUGGCGUGUCGCCAACGUAACAAGGGAACCGAUUUCUUUGCUAAGCUUUUGAAAGAUUUGCUACAAUGUUCUCAGCUGAAAAACAAGUCCAGCUUAAUGUUUAGAAGGGCAAACUUCGCUCAAACUGGAGUUGGAGCAGCUCAGACUGGAGCAGCUCAGACUGGAGUUGGAGCAGCUCAGACUGGAGUUGGAGCAGCGCAGACUGGAGCAGCUCAGACUGGAGUUGGAGCAGCUCAGACUGGAGUUGGAGCAGCGCAGACUGGAGCAGCUCAGACUGGAGUUGGAGCAGCUCAGACUGGAGUUGGAGCAGCUCAGACUGGAGUUGGAGCAGCGCAGACUGGAGCAGCUCAGACUGGAGUUGGAGCAGCUCAGACUGGAGUUGGAGCAGCGCAGACUGGAGCAGCUCAGACUGGAGUUGGAGCAGCUCAGACUGGAGUUGGAGCAGCUCAGACUGGAGCAGCUCAGACUGGAGUUGGAGCAGCUCAGACUGGAGUUGGAGCAGCUCAGACUGGAGUUGGAGCAGCUCAGACUCGAGCAGCUCAGACUGGAGUUGGAGCAGCUCAGACUGGAGCAGCUCAGACUGGAGUUGGAGCAGCGCAGACUGGAGCAGCUCAGACUGGAGUUGGAGCAGCUCAGACUGGAGUUGGAGCAGCUCAGACUGGAGCAGCUCAGACUGGAGUUGGAGCAGCGCAGACUGGAGCAGCUCAGACUGGAACUGGAGCAGCUCAGACUGGAGUUGGAGCAGCUCAGACUGGAGUUGGAGCAGCGCAGACUGGAGCAGCUCAGACUGGAGUUGGAGCAGCGCAGACUGGAGCAGCUCAGACUGGAGUUGGAGCAGCUCAGACUGGAGUUGGAGCAGCGCAGACUGGAGCAGCUCAGACUGGAGUUGGAGCAGCUCAGACUGGAGUUGGAGCAGCUCAGACUGGAGUUGGAGCAGCGCAGACUGGAGCAGCUCAGACUGGAGUUGGAGCAGCUCAGACUGGAGUUAGAGCAGCGCAGACUGGAGCAGCUCAGACUGGAGUUGGAGCAGCUCAGACUGGAGUUGGAGCAGCGCAGACUGGAGCAGCUCAGACUGGAGUUGGAGCAGCUCAGACUGGAGUUGGAGCAGCUCAGACUGGAGCAGCUCAGACUGGAGUUGGAGCAGCUCAGACUGGAGUUGGAGCAGCUCAGACUGGAGCAGCUCAGACUGGAGUUGGAGCAGCUCAGACUGGAGUUGGAGCAGCUCAGACUGGAGCAGCUCAGACUGGAGUUGGAGCAGCUCAGACUGGAGCAGCUCAGACUGGAGUUGGAGCAGCUCAGACUGGAGCAGCUCAGACUGGAGUUGGAGCAGCUCAGACUGGAGUUGGAGCAGCUCAGACUGGAGCAGCUCAGACUGGAGUUGGAGCAGCUCAGACUGGAGCAGCUCAGACUGGAGUUGGAGCAGCUCAGACUGGAGUUGGAGCAGCGCAGACUGGAGCAGCUCAGACUGGAGUUGGAGCAGCUCAGACUGGAGUUGGAGCAGCUCAGACUGGAGCAGCUCAGACUGGAGUUGGAGCAGCGCAGACUGGAGCAGCUCAGACUGGAGUUGGAGCAGCGCAGACGAGAGCAGCU
Messenger RNA from Mesorhabditis belari, 1623 nucleotides. NCBI's taxonomy places the organism in Eukaryota, Metazoa, Nematoda, Chromadorea, Rhabditida, Rhabditidae. The record is from the annotation of a GenBank genome assembly.